GUCGAAUGUCUGAGUUUUUAAGAAACGUUUUUAAUGGAAUGUAAAUUCUAAAGUAAAAUAAUAUUUUAAAAGCAAUGCCACCUGAUUCUUACCUCGUUGAGGUACUUCAUUAUUUAAAUCCACAUUUGAUAUGGAUCGAAGUAAUAGAUCCGACUGUUGCACGGGGAGACAAAUUUGUUUUCGAGCAAAUCGGUAUUUAUGGAGUUCUUCCUAUGGAACUUACGUUAGAUGUGGAGGAUGAGAACCUCAAGACGGGGGUAUCGGAUGUAUGGUUACCAGCGGCAUCAAGCACAAUUAAGAAGGCACUGGCUGAAGCUAUAGAAGUUAGAUUCUGUCCGACAUAUAUAGACCGAAGAUCAUCAAUAUUUGAUGACAACAUUCACAAAUAUGGUGAAUUAAUGGUUAGAAAACAUGACAAUAAAUGGAAGUCUUUAUCAAAGAUUUUAAUAAAAGCUGGUAUUGCAUCAUACGACAUGUGCCUGUUUCACCAACAAUUAAGCUCGGGCAAAUUAAACAUAAGGCUCAAAAGCCUAGAAUCCAGAGAUGUAAUUCAGGAGAUUGAAAAUUAUUACAUAAAGAAAAAUGUAGCUAAGAAGAAUUGGAAGAAAUCAGUGGAAGAACAAACGGUAGUGAGUCAUGCUACUUUAGAGUUGGAAUCUACAUUAACAACAAUUAAUUUACAAAAGCACAAUGAAGUAAUGCAAAGAAUGCUGCAAAAUAAAAUAAAUGACUUUGAACUCUGUAAAGAUAUAAAUGAAGAGCCUUUAGGAAAAGGUUUUAAGGGUAAAUUAAAAAAUGUUUUCAGAGAAACAAAGAAAGAAACAUUACCAUCAAGUGUUGAAAAUAAUCACAAAGUGUCAUCAUUAAAGAAAAGACUUGAAUUGAUGACAAGGAAAAGUAACAGUCAAAAAAUGGACAAUGCACAUAAAAGUGAUCCUAAACAGAUAUUGGAGAAUACGAAAAAAUUCUUAGAACUUAAUACCAAUAAAAAUCUUGAAAGAAAAGAAAAUGAAGAAAUAUCAAGUAAAAGCAGUAAAGAGCAGACAUCUGAAAUGAAAAGUUAUUAUAAUGGCCGAACAUUUAUAAAAGAAAACAAAAACAAUACAGAAUUUAAACUACCAAAACCAACUGCAAUGGAACAUCCAAGAGAAAAAAAAGUAUAUUAUGGCCCACCUGGUAUUUUACCCACAAAAUUAUGUCUGAAAGUAAUGUCUGAAAAUGUUGGAAACCAACCAUUUAUCCCUGUUGAUAAUCAAGAGAAGACUACUGAGAAAGAAGAUAUUUUUGCUAACAUGGAUUCUGGAGUAAAUGUACAAAUAACUAAUAAAAAUUGUUUAAUGAACAUGAAACAGAAUGUUGAAAUAAAUCAUAAAUAUACAGUUCCAGUAAAAUUGAAUAAUAGAGGUAGUUCAAGUAAAGGCAGUAGUGUCAAUUUGGCAGAAAAGACAAAUUCUGCAUCUACAGUCAAAUCUUCAAGUAAAGUUUUACAAAGAAAGUUAAUUUUACAUGAAAAAAAGAAAGGUAAUUUUCUGAACGGUCCAUUUUCUUCAUGUUCAGAAACAUCAAAUAAAGAUUCAUCUUCUUUAGAAGAAGUUGAUGUUAGAAAAAAAGAGAACAGAACAGAAACUCAAAAUUCAGAUGAUGAAGUCAUAAGAAAAAUUAAUGAGGAGUAUUCUACUCCUAACGUAAGCAAAGAAGUUAACUUUAAUACUGAUAAUUACAUUUCUAUGAAAAAUUCUGUAAACCCUUUCAAAAAUAUUGACCCAAACAUAUCUAUAUUUGUAGAAAAACUUGUGACACCCGUGUUGAUGGUGCAUACAAAAAUGAACAAACGAAUAGAACCGGUUUUCAAUCUUAGGGAUGUUAACUUCAAUGCCGACAUUCUAAUGGCCUUGAAAACUAUGUCUAUAGAAAAUCCUAUGAUGCUACAAACAAUAUCAUGGUUUUGUAUACUACGAGGGUAUAGUACAUUUUUGAUAAGUCCUGUAGGAAGUGGAAAAACAAUGGGAUAUUUGCCAGCUGUGUGUCGACUAGCAUCUGAUAAUGAUUUCGAUGAUUCAGAAAGUGUUGGUCCAAAAUGUAUAAUUAUAUGUGCGACUGCAAAAUCUGUUGGCGAGAUUGAAAAGCUUUCUAAAAUGUUUUUAAAAGACAACAAUAAGGUGGUUGCAUGUUUUGCAGGUGUUGAUGAUGCACUAAUAACUACUUCCUUGUUGAAUGGUUCUGACUUAUUAAUAUGUACGCCAUCGUAUUUAGUACGUUUACUUCAACUAACCGAUUUCGGGGUUGAUUUACGUCGUCUUGCAACAGUUGUCCUCGAUGAUUGCGAGAGAUUAGGCGAAGUAUAUACCAAUGAAUUGAAGUAUAUCAUUUUGAAAGUCAAAGAAACUCUCAAAUACCGAACCAACAAAGAGCUGAAAGUACAAUAUGUUGCAGCGUCUAGGAUUUGGUGUGAUUUCAUGGAACCAAUAAUAAAGAAAGCCCCACAUUCUGUUGUCUGCAUGGGGGCAUUUCAAGAAUGUGUCCUAUACUCAAAGGCUGGAAUUUCCGUUAGUUUUGUUUAUGAUAAUACUAAAAUGCAAGCUGUUCAUGAUUUUCUUAACCAAAUCGACGUUACCAAAAGAACAGUAAUCGUUUGUGAUACAGAUGAUGAGAUAUUUUUACUAAAAAAGACUUUAAAGAAAUAUAAAAAUGCAAUUUUUACCUGUGACAGUACAAUGACCAUUCAAGAUUUGUACAAUUUGAGAAUCACUUGGGAUGAAUAUCAGGAACCAUUGUCGGGACCAAUUCUAUUAUGUUGCAAUGACACUCUGGCUCAUAUGAAUGUGACUGAUGCGAACUAUUUGCUCAUUUAUUCCCUUCCACCAUUGUUCUCUACGUUCUGUAGAUGGUUUUCAGUUUUAAAUGACAAAUAUCCAUCUAUUUUUAAACAAGAUAAUGAAAUCGUGAAAAUCAAAAUAUUAAUUGAAGAGAAAAAUUUGGAGCAGUUGCCAAAAAUGCUUAAUUUUGUUAAACGAUGCACUGAUAAUAAAUUUCCACAACACUUGAGUAAGGUCUGCAACAACAUUAUGAUUGAAAAAGAUAAAGCCAAAGCUUCAAAGUUAGUACCACUUUGUAAUAACUUACUUGGUCUCGGUUAUUGUCCUGACUAUUGGAAUUGUCACUUUAGACACACCUUCGAGGUAGCUGUUGAUAAAUUGAAAGAAUGGAUGCCACUAACUGGCCAAAUUACAUUUAAAAUCCUGCACUAUCACUCUGCGGUUUGUUUUUCGGCUAGACUGCUGUCUAAUACAGUGGAAGACUCAACGAAAAAGUAUCCACAAACAUAUAGCACUCUUUCCCUAAAAAUGGGCAUGUAUUAUAGUAAGGAAAGUAACAAAAAACUCCACGGUGUGCCAAAAAUUGGUGACAUAUGUGCGGUUUCACUGAAGCAAAACUUUUUCGCGAGAUGUCAAGUGAUUAAAAUUUUGAGCAAGUAUCAAAGAGGGAAUCCUAACUCUGUACUAAUCAAACUUUUAGAUGAAGAUAAGAUGGAAACGACGAGGGACAUAUAUUUGUACUAUAUACCUGAAGAGAUGAAAAAAAUAGAAACGCACGUGGUUCAAGUGAGACUAGCCAAUAUACAACCUAAAGACAAAGACGUGACGUUUUCAGAUCUGGCUAGAGACCAACUUAAAAUGAUAACUGACCAAGAUGAAGAACUGUAUAUGAGGGGAGAAGUAGCCAUGUGUAUUGGAAAUUGCGUUUUCGUUGAUACCCUUGAAGCUUGUCAGGACUUGGCAUCAAUAAACCAAACAGUUGUAAAACAUGACUUUAAAUCAGACCUUCUAGAAAAGCAUGCCGUACCAAAUAUGGAACAUUUGGACAAGAUUAAACAGAUUUGUGGCGUCAAAUUUGAAGUUGAAGAGAAAAAUGAAACGCGAAAAUCAUUGGAGCCAGUAAAAACUGCAACUGCUUCUUGGGCUUAUUUAGAAAAGGACAACACUUCGUUGGUGUUUUUUGGAAGUGCAUUAAAUCCAAGUAAAUUCUUUGUGCGUCUUCAAAAGUUUGAUUCGUGUGUAAAUAUGUUGCUGAAGGAAAUACAGAAGUUCGUUGCUACAAAUCCAGAACCAUUGAAUAAUGUUAACGAGGGUGAUAUUGUGUUAGCUAUGUUCCCAGACGACGGAGCAUUUGAAAGGGCUAGAAUUGAAAAGGUCAUCGACAAACAUAAAGUAAAAUGCUUCUUCGUCGACCAAGGUGAUUGGAGAGAGGUGCCCGUUAAGAAAUUAAUAGCUAUUAAAGACGAAUUCAUAUCAAAGCUGCCUUUCCAAGCAAUCGAAUGUAGAUUACUAGGCGUUAAACCUGCUGGAGAAGAAUGGUCAGAUUUCGCAACAAAUUGGUUUUCCGAUAUAUGUUACGACGUUGAUAAUGACAGUAUGAAAUAUUUGUAUGUAAAAUGUUUUACCAAAGAGAAAGCUGAGUUUACUAAUGGCAAUAAAUAUGGUGUUGUAAUGUUCGACACGAACAAUGAUGAUGAUGUUGUUAUAAAUCUAGUUUUAAUUGACGUUAAUUUUGCAAAAGAGAUUGAUAGUGAAAUUAAAUAUUUGCACGAAUGUGAGACGAUUAAUCUCAGUAAAAACUCUUUAAAUGGUGAACAGCUCUCUGAUUCAGAAGAAGAGGCGAAGGAAAAUUUUGAUUCUGCAGUUUGUAAGAAUAACAAUGUACAGGCAAAUAACUCGUCAAUGUUGGACACUAUAUUCAAGAAACCCAUAAGAUCCGUGCCUUUGGUAGGGUCAGAUGAUUCAGAUGAUUCUGAUCGAUGGAAUAUCAAUAUGGCUGAAGAUUUUCUAAACAUUUUCAAACCUAAUAAAGAUUCUAAAAUAGAAGAUACUAAAAACUUACCUGCAAUUGUGAAUGAGACAGAAAAGGACGUGAACACUUCUACAGACAAACCUGAAAAUAGUCUACCAGACGUACCUCGAUGUAAAAAUACUAAAGAAUUAGAUUCCGAUGAUUUUACGUCACCAGAAUCAUCGGAUGUUUUAAAGACAUCAGAGAACCGUGUCAUAAAAUCUCUUUUAGUAACAGAUAAUAUGCGGAAACCAAAACUAAUUUGGCGUCAAAAUAAAAAGCUUGUUAUUAUUAAAGUGAAUCUUAUCGGAUUACAGAUGUAUGAUGUUAGAAUUGACGGCAGAGCUAUAAGUUUUGCGGCAAAUUUGAAUGACUUAGAAUAUGCGUUCGAUAUCGAGUUGUACGGAGCUAUAGACGUGGCGAAGUCACAUCAUUGUAACAAAGGGCUGUAUGUUCUUAUGAAGUUACAUAAGAUUUUAAACAAGAACUGGUUGACUUUGACGAAAGAUGAGGAGAUAAGAAAAUGGAUUGUGUACGACGUGGAAUCUAUUGACGCUUCCUCUGAUGAGGAAGUUAUUGAUGAACAUAAUAAAAAGACAAUGUUAAGCGCAAUUCAGAAUAUUUAUACUAAAGAAGAUACUGAUAGUGAAGAUGAUGAUUUUCAUGAUGAUCUCAACUAAGAACAACUAAGAUUUCUCAUUAAACUUAUAUUUAUUUCUAACAUUAAGAGUAGGUGCGCACCUUUGACUAAACAAUCGCAAACUGUUGUGCGAUUGUCGAUUGUUUCGCAGCCUGAACUGUUUAGUUGCACAACUAAAAAUCGAGUAGUAUGCGUACUUCCAAAUAAGCUCUUAGGAGUCAAAGCACGACUUAACUGUUAAAGGUGCGCGCGCGCUCUAAGUUAAAAACCAAUAGUCAACAUAGACGCAUUCUUUUGAAGUUAGUUUAGUGAAUUAAGGACUAGUAAUUUGAAGUGAGGAUGUCAAGUUGUAUAUAAAUGAUAUGGUGUUUGUAUUGUCUAUGUCUAUAUCAAAUCGUGGGCUAUCACUGUCGCAAUAUGUGAGAAAAAAGAUAUUGCCAUCUCUGUCGUACUCGAAAACCAAUGAUAUGGCUUUUGUACAGAUGUUUCGGCAGUGAAAAUGCACGGUUAAGAGUGAAAUGUAUAUCUUAAUGUAGAUUUGUCUUAUAAAUGUUAUGCAUUUGUAUGUGCGGUUUGUCAGUAUUUUUCAUUUCAAUACUUUAAUACGUUUCUCGUAUGUCCUAAGUCCUACGUUAAGAUUUAAACUAUAUACCAUUAUUUUUAAAGUCUGUCACAAAAGUCCGCCUAUACUAUAAGUAUAGGGUUCUCUAUUAAUUAGGUUUUAGUUUGUUUUUAAUAUGAGACUACCUAAGAGUUUUGUUACGAUUUUUCAUUGUAAGUUAUGCUGUUAUGGCCUGGAAUAAAAAGAUAUUUUUUUGUUGUAAGAGCUAGUAAACGAAAAAGCCAUAUAAAUUCGCUAAAAUAGCAAAGUGACCACUGCCAUAGGGAGAGGAUGUCCCCUCCGCCAACACUUGCUUCAUCUCAUCUCGCACUUAUAAGAAAAAGGGAGAGGGAAGGAGGUGAUGGCCAUUACCGGCUACCUGAAUCCGCUGAAAUGCCGAUAUGACCGCAGCCCUUAGACAUCCACAAUUGCAGAUGCGUUACCUACCCUUAAUCGACGGUGGAGGAGACGCACAGGACGAUUUUCCCCUUAUCCCCUACUGUCAAAUCCAAUUUCCCUUCUCAUUCUUUCCUCUUAAGUAAAGGCUGGAAAGAACAAGGGAAACCGCGGAGUUGCUUCCACUUCACGCUUGGCUUCUUUGUGAUCAAGGGCGAGCCGGCCUUACAGUGCGAAGUUGUUAAAACGGGCUCUACCACUAUUAAACCAUAAUUAGUCCUCAGCAUGCACUCAGACGAAAUAGUUGUCAGACACGCGGAAUUGCUUUCACUUCACGCCUGUCUGUGGUCGUGGUAUUUCUCCUGUUACGCCGGCCUACUCGUACAAGUGACGUUUUACUGUUACAUGAAUUUAAAAAAAUAAUUCUUUAAAUAGACUGAAACUUGUGCCAAAUGAGAAUGCGUAAUCUCCGGCUACCUUUAGGUUACGGUCAUAUAUAUAUCGAUGUUUGUAUGGACACAUUGUGAAAGGUGUCCUAGGGAGAUGUACGCUCUUUUCUUGAAGGAUCCUAUGUUCAGUUUUAAGACUUGUUUGGAGUUAUUUUAUAUGUUUUGUUAUAGUUAUUUUAUUUUUGUUACCAUUCACGUGUUGAACGAAAACUCAUCGAUAUUGUGAUAUUUACGUUUUGUGACAUUACUUACCGUGGGUUUCUACAGACCUAAAAUAUUUGUAUCUCAGUUUAUUUCAGAGACUAACGGCCGAAUACUGAAACGUGAUUUAAAUAUGUAACCGCGUUUUAAAUGACAAGGCUAAGAGAUGUCCCUACUUUUUUAUAUCAUAAGGUGACAAGUGGCAAAGCGACCGCUGCCCAUAGAAAAUCGCAAUAGCUGAUGCGUUGCCUACUAUUAAUUGACGGAAGAGGCGACGCACAUGAAGAUAUUUCUCCUUCCAAUGCGUCUCCUCCACCCUUCAAAUCGACGUUCCCUUCCCAUCCUAUUCUUAUAAGAAAAAAGGUGGAAAAGAAAAGGGAUUAAAGUUGGGCCUAUAGCACCACACUCAUUAGAUUGUACGCGGAAUAGCUCCCACUUGACGCCUGUCUUCUGUGUGAUCGUGGUAUUUCACCGGGCGAGCCGACCCAUUCGUGCGAAAAUGUUAAGCGGGCUCUAUCACUAUUAAACUUACAAAGCAAAUAUAAGAUUAGUUCCAGUAUUUGGCCGUAAGCGAGAUAAAAAGUUUGUGCAAUUCUAUAAUAUUGUAAGUGAAAAACCACGGGAACUGUAUUAAUUACUUAGAAAUUUCAUAACUUGUAUGAAAUUCCUGUUUAGAUCUAAGUGUAAUUGGCAUUAGUUCAUUUAAUGAAGCAGCAAAUACGUAAAAUAUAUAUGAUUUUAUGGUUUAA
Papilio polytes (common Mormon) is the source of this 7863-nucleotide messenger RNA. It is a transcript of the gene TDRD12, whose product is annotated as putative ATP-dependent RNA helicase TDRD12. The transcript is spliced from 3 exons. Gene Ontology annotation, molecular function: ATP binding; nucleic acid binding. The coding region runs from base 75 to 5507 and encodes 1810 amino acids. NCBI's taxonomy places the organism in Eukaryota, Metazoa, Arthropoda, Insecta, Lepidoptera, Papilionidae. Gene Ontology annotation, biological process: transposable element silencing; germ-line stem cell division. The record is from RefSeq and is a predicted model, not a curated record.